GACUUGUACGCGUUCUCUCAAUGUGCCAGCUAUCGUAUAUUGAUAAAUAUAAAUAGGUAUGUGGUCGAACUACUCCGAGUCAACACGGCUGUCUUGAGGACCUCAGUAGCAAUCACACCACUGAACAGAACAUACAUCUUCAUUUACCAGUUUAAAAUCCAAUAAUGGGUCUCGAUAUUAAAUCAGUGUUGAUUGUUGACGGAGUUGGCGCUAAUUGCGCGGAGAUACUGAAGUCUCAUGGUAUCGAGGUAGCAUCAAAAGCUAAAAUAAGCAAAGAAGAACUCUUGAAUGAAAUUCCUAAAUAUAAUGCUCUGGUUGUAAGAUCGGCCUCUCAAGUGACAAAGGAAGUGUUAGACGCAGGUUCUAAACUGCUAGUCGUUGGGCGAGCUGGUGCAGGAGUCGACAAUAUUGAUGUAAAUGCCGCUGGUCAGAAACAAAUCGGUGUUAUUAAUGCCCCAGGCGCCAAUGCAAUGAGUGCCUGCGAGCUCACCUGCGGGCUAAUAUUGAACUUAGCCAGGCACGUAGUUCCUGCUGCCUCAGCUUUGAGGGCUGGCCGUUGGGAGCGCGCCCAGUACACCGGCACAGAAGUAAAUGGAAAGGUACUGGCUAUCCUUGGACUGGGAAGAGUUGGCCGCGAAGUUGCUAUCCGAAUGCGCGCUUUUGGAAUGAAGGUUAUUGGCUUUGAUCCCUUCGUGUCGGCAGAACAAUGCAAGCAAAUUGAAGUAACAAAAAUGGAACUGGAUGAGAUCUGGCCUUUAGCUGAUUACAUCACGCUACACACGCCCCUCAUUGAAUCCACACGCAAUUUCAUCAAUGCAGAUGUGUUGAAACGCUGCAAAAAAGGAGUCAAAAUCAUUAACGUCGGGCGCGGCGGUCUGAUCAAGGAGAAAGAUUUCCUUGACGCUCUCAAUGCUGGACAGGUUGGUGGUGCUGCUCUCGACGUUUUUGAGCAGGAGCCACCUACAGAUCCCCUUACCUUGGAGAUUAUCCAGCACCCAGCUGUUAUUGCGACUCCACAUUUAGGAGCGUCAACAAAGGAGGCUCAAGUUCGGGUGGGACAAGAAAUAGCAGAACAACUGGUAAAUCUGGUGAAACCUGGUACAUACAACACGCCACUUGCUGAAGUUACUCGCGUCUUAUCCAAGUGAAGUCACGGGAUAUAACUUCCCAUAUAUAAAUAUAUCUGUAUUUAAAUUACUUUACGUAUGAUAUUACUUCAAAAUAUUUAAUAUUUUUGUAUCGACUGUUAGCUUGUAAUUUCUCAUUAAGUUCCAUAAAGUUUUAUUCUUAUAA
Messenger RNA from Zerene cesonia (dogface butterfly), 1293 nucleotides. RefSeq names its product D-3-phosphoglycerate dehydrogenase. The record is from RefSeq and is a predicted model, not a curated record. Gene Ontology annotation, molecular function: NAD binding; phosphoglycerate dehydrogenase activity. Lineage: Eukaryota; Metazoa; Arthropoda; Insecta; Lepidoptera; Pieridae. Bases 165 to 1148 code for a protein of 327 amino acids. The transcript has 8 exons.